Messenger RNA from Phymastichus coffea, 2057 nucleotides. RefSeq names its product zwei Ig domain protein zig-8-like. NCBI's taxonomy places the organism in Eukaryota, Metazoa, Arthropoda, Insecta, Hymenoptera, Eulophidae. The record is from RefSeq and is a predicted model, not a curated record. The transcript has 7 exons. Gene Ontology annotation, biological process: synapse organization. Bases 282 to 1169 code for a protein of 295 amino acids. Gene Ontology annotation, cellular component: neuron projection membrane.
CGGUGCGCGGGACACCUUUUCCUCGUUACAGCCGAGCCGUCAUGCGUCGUGUGUGAGUUUGUGCGACAUAUAUGACAUCGUUAAGUACACACUGAAAGUUCUCUCAUUUCAAAAUACAAAGUGCAAGCAUGCCGAGAUCUUGCAGCUUAGUUGACUCGUCGCCGCCGGCAUUAUGUCAGCAGUUCCGGCAAACACAAGUGAUACCACAAAUAGUUCCAAGUGAAGCAAAGUAAUUGAAUCAAUCGUAGCUAAUAAAAGUUUGAGCUAAGAGCAGAGGUGAAAUGUUCUGGCGACAAUGGCCUCUAAUGAGAAUGCAACACAGAAGUCGAGUAGAUUACGUAAAAAAUGAUAAAUUUGCUUUCAUGAUGAUUCACGUCAUCAUCUAUGCAGCAUUUUUAUAUGAAGGAAUGGCAGAAACUCAUCGUCAGUUUAGAACAGAUUAUCUACAAGAAUGGCCAACGGCCGAAUCGGGACCACACUUCGAUAGAACUGCACCUGUUAACGUGACUGGCCUCGUUGGCAAAACGGCACAUCUUAUUUGUCGGGUCAAAAAUCUUGGCAAUCGAACGGUAUCAUGGGUGAGACAUCGUGACAUUCAUUUACUAACUGUCGGCCGGUAUACGUAUACGAGCGAUCAGCGCUUUGAGGCACUUCACGCACCGCACAGCGAGGAAUGGACCCUUAGAAUAAGAUACCCUCAACGUAAGGACAGUGGAAUCUACGAGUGUCAGAUAUCUACGACCCCGCCAAUUGGUCACCCGGUGUAUCUUACUGUUGUUGAGCCGAUUACUGAGAUUGCCGGAGGCGCAGAGCUGUUCAUCAACAAGGGCAGCACCAUCAAUCUCACGUGCCUCGUCAGGAACGCGCCCGAACCACCUCUUGCCAUGAUUUGGAGUCAUAAUCGACAGGCAAUAAACUUCGACUCACCGAGGGGUGGCAUCAGUUUGGUCACGGAAAAGGGACCCGUGACGACAAGUCGACUACUCAUCCAGAAGGCAAUCCAACAGGAUUCAGGCCUAUACACGUGCUCGCCUAGCAACGCUCAUCCUCAUAGCGUUCGCGUGCACAUACUCAACGAAGAACACCCAGCGGCAAUGCAUCACGGAGCUGGCGACAGGAUGGCAGGCAGGCUACUUCCGGUAGUGCUGCUUCUGAGACUCGUAUUCUAGUCCGGUCCCUUGUCAGCCUGGUCGGUUGGGAGGAAAAACGAUGACUUUUACCUGCUACCUGCAGUCCCAGCUGUAAAACAAUCGGAAGUCUAUAUACUGUUGGCGUGGAACAUUUUCGAACUGAGUGCGCGAGUGCAUGUGACUGUCGCAGUUGGAAGCAAAAAAAACCCGUGUAUAUGCGAGACAGAAGUGAAACUGUCAAGUACAUGUUACUUUUAUUUAUGAAUACUUACAGUUUCCAUGGGAUCAAACGACUGUGUAGAAAAUUUUUCAAUGUCGCGUUUCUACGUAGAUAAUCUAGACUAUUAUUUUGAGCCAUAUGCCAUUUUAUAAAAUCCAUUUUUUAAGUAAUAAUUUUUUGCUGAUUAAAUUAAACGGUAUUCAAAAGAAAGUUUGCCAAACAUCAUAUUAAAAUGCGGAUUUUUUUAUGACGAUUGACAGAAAAAAUUAGCGUUGGUUAAUUUUCCUAUUCUGUAUUAACAAUUUUCAUACGAGUAAUUUCGAUAUGUGUUGCUAUACCGUACAUAAGAGAAUGAUAAGUCGUUAAAACAAACUGUCGGGUUCAGAUAAUGUUACAUAUUUUGUCAAAUAAGCGUCCUUGACAUGCCCUUUGUACAUAAAUACCCUUUGUAAAUAUCACACACACUUUGAUUUUUGCUCGUAGAGCGAAACGAUAAAAAAUUGCACCAAAUAUAAAGAGAAAAUAUCAUUCACGUUAAAUAUUUCGAAAUAAAAUUGAAUCAAAACAUUCACAUUUUCCAUUUUCUAAAUCAAUAUAUUUAUAAUUUUAUCGAAAAACUAUAUAAUGAACAAUCAUUGACACUAAAACAGAGAAAAUUGUAACAACUUUGUUGAUUGAAGAUAUUGUUUUUUUAAUGGCAAUUUAUA